Schistocerca piceifrons (Central American locust) is the source of this 2381-nucleotide messenger RNA. RefSeq names its product receptor-interacting serine/threonine-protein kinase 4-like. The record is from RefSeq and is a predicted model, not a curated record. Gene Ontology annotation, molecular function: protein binding. The transcript is spliced from 5 exons. Bases 1035 to 2342 code for a protein of 435 amino acids. Lineage: Eukaryota; Metazoa; Arthropoda; Insecta; Orthoptera; Acrididae.
UGGGCUUCAUUUGGCGUAAACCCCUCCCGAUGUUGGAAAUAAAGAGAACGCUGACUCGUCGGAACACAUGACGUGUUUCCACUGAUCAGCCAUCCACGAUUUACGCUCCCGGCACCAUGUUUUACGCUUCUUUGCGUUGGUUGUCGCCACUAAUGGUUUCGGUAUAGCAGCUCGUCCACGAAUAUUCGCUUUAUGGAGUUCUCAGUGGACAGUUUCGAUAGAUACGGGGUGUCGAAUAUGGCUAUUGAGCUCUGCAGUCACUUUAGCCGCCGUAGUUUAGUGCUGUUUUCACACAAUUCGUGUGAUUGGACUUGGUGACAAGAAAUUUUAGUCUCCGAGACUCGAUAUGUAUAAAGUACAAAUAUGCACACGAUGGCAUGUAGAUGUGCCCAGAUGGACACAUCACCAAACCAAUCGCUUCCCAACGUAAUUAGACACUGAAACAGAGUAUAUUUCUGGAGAUAUCAUUAGUAACAGCAUCUCUGUUGGCUACUAUAAAACAAAUAGUUAAAUGCAUCUGAAUACUAUAACAAUUAUUUGUAGUAGCAUAAGUACAGAAAAAUGCCGCUGUUACAGGCAAGCACACCCCCAUCCCUCGCUCCCUUUCGGCGAAUCAUCAGCUCGUAAUGUCACAUACAACAGUUCCUCUUGAAAAAAAUAAAAAUAAACCCAAGUUGAUAUCAAUAUGACAGCAACUAAUAUGGCUAUGAAAAAAGACUACGCGUCAUUUAGACAACACUUUUCCACAAUUAAUUUGGCGUAAGCAAGAAUUAGUGUCGUAAACUGUUUCAGAUACUGCUUAGCUGAAUUAGGCGGUGUCUAUUGGGCGGAACAAUGUGAUAUAUAUCUUGUAAGAAACUGAAUCAUAAAUAGUGUGAAAUAUUAAUCUACACUAGCUAAUUUACAUUAAAUCUUGCUGACUAAAAAUUACUUGUAACUAUAUUUAUCACAGGUUGUUCUACAGGGUACAAAUUUUUUGAAGGUAUUUAGAGGAAAAAGUUGUUUACCUGGCCUUAUAACUUCUUCCUGGCAUUAUGUGCGGCAGAAGCGUUUGGUGGUUCAUCUGCAUUUUUGUGGCGAUAGUCACAGAUGCCAGCCUCAGUGACCCGGUCUCCAAUACAGGAUCUGAUUCUGAAGUCGCAGACAAUCGUUUAAGAACCGACAAGGGAGUGGAACCAGUUCAGAGGGUUAAGGAGACCGCAGCUGUGGAUCUGGCCGCCCUUCUGGACGCUGGGGACAGCGCAGUGGUAACGCUGGUGGCAGGCGACACACAUCUGGUGGCGCACAGGGCCGUCCUGAUUGCCAGGAGCACUGUGUUCGCCGCCAUGUUGCGCAACAACACGCUGGAGGCCAGCAGCGGCCACGUUGCCAUCUCAGAUGUGGAGGCUCCAGUGCUGCGCCACCUGCUAGCCUACAUGUACACACUCCAGGCCCCCCAGCUGCACAGCAUGGCCCCGCAGCUGCUGGCCGCUGCUGAAAGAUAUGGACUGUCUGCCCUGAAGGCAGAGUGUGAGCAGCUGGUAGCUGCACGAGUGUCUGGGGGGAGUGCGGCGGCCACAGCCGUCCUCGAAGUCAGGCGCUCCUCUAACAGCCUGAGGCAGGCCGUGGUUGACUUCAUAAAGGCUCACCUGCUCCACGUGAUGGGACAGACCCUGCACAGCCAGCGUGAAGAUCAGGUGGAAGUGAGCCGCCAGCUGUCUGUUCCACCAUCAAAAGCCAGCUCGCCAGCUACUGCAGACAGCCGGACGACCCCCUCCACUCAGCCACCCAGUGACCACAGCUGGAGUCGCGACGCAGCUGCACCGACCACCAUGUCUACCCACGACACUCCCCCACCUGACAGCGUUGCCAUCACUCUCCUGAGGACAUUAUCUGGAGAGGAGAAGGGAAGGAGGCUGAUCCAGGCAGCUAUUCAGGGCUCAAUGGAGGAGUUGCAGGCCCUGCUGGCGGCUGGAGUGAACGUGGGGGCGAGGGACAUGAAUGAGUGGACCCCCAUGCAUUGGGCAGCUGGCAGGGGAUACGAGGAGAUGGUGAGGCGUCUGCUGGCGGCAGGUGCGGACGUGGGGGCGAGGGACAAGUUCCAGCAGACGCCGCUGCACUUGGCUGCAUGGGGCGGCCGCCCAGCUGUCGUCAGGCUGCUGUCGGCGUCCUCUGCCGACCCAAACGCCAGGGAUGUGGACGGGUGGACGCCGUUGCACUCUGCAGCAUUCAAUGACGAGACAGAAGCAGCGACGGCGCUGCUGGAGGCAGGGGCUGACAGGGGGGCCAUAGACAACAAUGGGAGAACCCCGCUGGACAUCGCCAGACAGUACAACCAGCAGCAGGUGAUAGACGUGCUAUGAUCAACCUGUGGACUAAAAUAAAUAAAUCUUUUUACAGUA